UCACUUCUAUCAUACAUGAGUCUCCCACAGCAUCAAUAACUACCAAUACUGCAAAGGACCCAAUCCCCAACACUGAUUCUGAAACAGGUGACAUUUUAGUAGAGACUGUUAGUCAAACUACCUCUGAAAUAAGUGGUACAACAGGUGAGACUAUCGAUAAUGUUAACUCUGAAGUAAACAACAUCAUUGAGGAGACCCCUGCUGAAACUGUAUGUAAUACUAGCUCUGAAAAAGGUUAUAUCUUUGGAGAGACUGUGUGUAGCCUUGAUUCUGAAGUAAGUGGCAAUGCAACUAAGACCGCUUGUAACUCCGAUUGUGGAAUGAAAAACAGUGUAGAAGAGACAAACAAUGUGAACCCUGUUCCUGAGGUUCCAGUGACACAGGAGCCUCUGUACAAACUUGUAGUUGAACUGAACAAACCAGACACAGUGUGUGCCACUCCAGUCCUAAGACAGCCAGUUACCCAACCUAGUUCAAUGGAACUCACUGACAAUAACCUGGACUGCCAAAGCAGCGCGUUGAUCUUUGAUCAAGCCAUUGCUAAUCCAAAUGCCAUGCAAGGAAACAGCUUGGCUGACUCAACUGCUAAUUUGUUGGAGAAUGUCUUGACUCAGACAACACAGAAUCUUGUUACGGAGUCCAAACUGGACAUAGUGGUGUCAGAAUCUUGUCUGCUAGAAGAUCCUGUGCUGGACAGAACUCCAGCACUGAUGCUCCACCAGCUGGGGCCAAUGGUUUUCAGCAGGACUGACCCAGUGGUGGAUAACAUGACUGAAAAUAACUCUGACACACAUCUCCUAUUUCCCGGCUUCCUUCACACAUCGAUUGAAACCCCUCAGAUUAGCGAGGAAGCUGGAACAGACCUGCCACUUUUAGAUCUUUGUUCCACACCUGCCGCUGUUCAGGAAUCAAGCUACAGAGGAAUGGAGGAUGAACUUUCUAAUGACUUAUGGAUGGAUGCUUGCCAGUUUCUUACAAUUGAAGAGGACAGGGGGUCUAUAUAUGAUGAGUGGGGGCAUUCUCCAGACCCUAGUCCUCCCAGAGCCUCUCCAAACAACAUAAAGUCCUUGGCCUCCUCUCAGGGCAGGGGAGCUGUGAUUGGUCAACUUGGUGAUUGGGAACUCCCACCUGUCGAGAGGUGGUCAUCCUCAGACAGCUGGGCUAGCGCUCUCUCAGACUGGUUCCAGUCUGUUAGUGUCUUUACGGAAGAUCGUCCACUCGCUGCCCCCACGACAAGUAGCAGCAACCCACUUGACUCCCAGCCCCAACCUUGCAUGGCUGUCCAGGACACCACAGAGCAACAGAAGGAUAGCCCAGAAAGCCCCUCCACCACUGGGCAAGUGUGUCUACCUCCAAGCUCCACAGAAGCAGGGGUAGAUGCUCAGAGCAGAAGACUGCCAAGGGAUGAGGAAACAUUGCUACAGCUGGCAGAAACAGACAUGCAUCUCCAUGCCGGGACUCAGGAUUUACCAGGAGAGUCUGUGGACACUCAGGAAGAGAGGAAAAUGGAGGUAGAGACUUUGAACCCAUCUGGAGCCUGUGUGCCAAAUCUGGGAUCACAUCUGCGAGAGGGUACAGUGGCACCUGUGAUGUCUGUGAAGGAUUUCACAACUGGAAAACUCACAAACCAGCAUAUCUCUGGAACUAAGCCGGACAGUGACGGAGUCCAGGAAGUGGCAGAAGACAGAACGUUCCGGCUUUCAGCAGACUUCGAGGAGGAAAGUGUGAGGAAUUACAGUCCCUUGAGGAUCUCGGGUUACCCCAGCGACAAGGAUCCUGCGAUCGGAUGUGCAUGUGGCCCUUGUCUUGACACACAUGUUCCUCAACUGGACAGACAUGUGCCCUCUGAACCAAAACACCUGACACAAGCAGAAGGUGUGGAGACCCCCCACGCUGAAGGGAGUCGGUCACGUGCAUGUUUCUACACACAGGAUCCAGAAACAACUCAGGGACAGAGUAGAUCUGAAGAUCCUGAGUUUAUUAUGCCGUUUGCACCAAUCAGCAUUGGAACGUCAUUCCAUCAUCCAUGUGAUUUAAAAGAGGGUCAACCCAGUCCAAAGACAUCCACAAAACCAUCUCUUGUAGGGAAUAUCGAUGAGAUUAGAGGUUGUUUACCAGCCAAGAUUGUUGGAAAAGUUACAAGUGGUCAGGAACCCUCAGAUGACCAGUUUUGCACGUGCUCUGAGAAAAGCAGUGAGCAGAGUUCUUCAGCUUUUGAGGCUCAGAGGAGUCUUCCUCUCAAGAAACCAAAACUGAGAUACAAAAGGCCGGUGACAUCAGCCAUGAACUUUCCAAGCUAAUCUUACUCACAGGCCAGCGAUUUAUAGUCUCUGAGGAAAAGCGUGUCGCGUAUGUAACUCU
This is a messenger RNA of Colossoma macropomum (tambaqui), 2361 nucleotides long. Its product is annotated as alpha-protein kinase 2-like. The transcript has 2 exons. The coding region runs from base 321 to 2300 and encodes 659 amino acids. NCBI's taxonomy places the organism in Eukaryota, Metazoa, Chordata, Actinopteri, Characiformes, Serrasalmidae. The record is from RefSeq and is a predicted model, not a curated record.